ACGGGCAAUAGCAAUAGUUACCAUCAGUGUUUAAAAACAAUUAAACAAUGUCUGAAUUCAAUUUUGAAGGAAGUGUUGAUAAUGUAGGCCAGGGACAAUUAGAGUUUAUAAAUAAAGUGAUAAAAGAACAAAAUAUUAAAGUCAAGAAGAUCACGUUUGAACCUGUUGGCAAGGCUGGUGAUAAUUUUGCGGCAAACGUGAGAAGAAUCAUCAUAGAAGGAGAAGAUAGAAGCUUACAAUUGAUUGCGAAAAUUGCACCACAAAAUGAAGUUGGACGUAUGCUGGUCAAAACAACUGAAGUGACUAUGAAUGAACAUAUAAUGUAUACUGAGUUUUUACCGAAGUUACAACAAAUGCAAAUAGAAGCAGGAGUGCCUGAAAAAGAUCGCUUGCGAUACGCUAAAUGUUAUGGAUCUUCAACUGAAUAUUUUCAAGAAAUAAUUCUUUUAGAAGACCUCAAAUUAUCUGAAUUCAUAAUAUUGGAUAAAUUCGUAUCGCUGAACGAUACCUGCGUAAGGAGUGUUUUGAAAAAUCUUGCGAUCUUACACUCCUUCUCAUUUGUGUUGAAAUCUAGGGAACCAGAAACGUUUGAUAGUUUUAAAAAUAGAUUUUUUGAUUUUGUGUCUUCCUUAGCUUUAUCAGAAGAUGCAGAAAAUCACAUAGACCAGUUUAGAAAUACAAUUGUAACUGUGUUUGAUGGAGACGAAGAGUUAAAAAACAAAAUCAAAUAUAUAUCUCAAGAUAUGAUUGCUCUAAUGACUAUGUCUUUAAACUAUGACAAGUAUUCAGUGAUAUUACAAGCUGACCCCUGGACAAAUAAUUUCAUGUUUCGAUUUAAGGAGGACCAACUAUUGGAGUCCAUCAUGAUUGAUUACCAACUUUCGAAAAACGGGAAUCCCGUUUACGAUAUUAUGGCCUUAAUCUUCAACUGCACCGACUAUGAAACCAGGUCUAAACACUAUUUCGACUGGAUUGACUACUACCAUUCAGAAUUAGUUGCAUCCCUGUCUUAUUUUAACCUUGAUGGAAACGUAGUUUACCCAAGGAGUCAAAUAGAUGCAGACAUAAAAAGGUAUGCAAAUUUCCUCUUUGGUCAAAGUUUCUUCGCAUGUAUCAUAGCCAUGAGAGCUGGUGAUGAAGCUCUUGAAAUGGUGGAUGCUAUGCAAAAUUCUAAAGACUAUUCUGCUUUUGCGAAUUCAAUUAAAACUGAUAAAAUGAAACAAGAAUCCCAAGCAUUUAUUAAACAGAAGAUGGUGAACAUUUUGAAGAGUUUUGAAGACUUCGGUUUGUUUCAGGAUUAAAAUACAAUUCGUUUUUAUAUAAAUGUACGUUUUAGUCGAUCCCUUUUUUUUGCAAUACGAUGAUUGCAUUAUGUGAUGCAAUAUUGACUUGACAAAUUGUGUGAAAAUAAAUGUUAAGAUUUAUUA
Molecule: messenger RNA, 1427 nt
Organism: Trichoplusia ni (cabbage looper)
Lineage: Eukaryota; Metazoa; Arthropoda; Insecta; Lepidoptera; Noctuidae
Exons: 2
Coding region: 48-1301 (417 amino acids)
Source: RefSeq, a predicted model, not a curated record